Stylonychia lemnae is the source of this 3795-nucleotide messenger RNA. NCBI's taxonomy places the organism in Eukaryota, Ciliophora, Spirotrichea, Sporadotrichida, Oxytrichidae. The record is from the annotation of a GenBank genome assembly.
AUGUUUAGUUAAAAUCUGAGUUUUGGCAUGAUGCUUUAAAGUUCUAUGAACUUGCAGUUGAAAUAUGACAAACGUCUCCCACCUGAUUUUCCACAUACCUCUCACAAAUUAAGGUUAGAAUACUUGCUAACAUGCAAUGAUUUCAAUCAAAAACUAUUCAGAUCAUCAUGCCAUGGGUCUGAAAGUGGUUUGGAUGAGCAAGUGACUUUCAAUGAAAAUGAUAAAACAAAUUUUCUAGCAAGCUAAGAGGCAUAUGAGGAGAUUCACAAACUCAAAGCGCAAGUAGCUGAAAAGGAUGUUUUAAUCAGUUCAAUGGAAAAGCAAAUUUAAAAGAUUCAUUAGCUUGAGAGUAUAUAGUAUAAGUAUGAUCUUUAAACUAAGCGAGUGAGUGAGUUAUAAGCUAAUCUAAGAAGCAGGGAAGAUGAAGUAGACAAACUCAUGAGCUAGGUUAAAAAACUUCAGCUUUUGCAAUAAUAACGAGAACACUCAAGAGAACAGGAGGAAUCUAGUCUUAGUAUAAAUCAACUACACCAACAUAAAACUACUCAUAAUUUAUACAUGAGUCCUAAUCAACCUUCAACUCCAUAAAAUAAAAUUGUGCUUACUCAAAUGGCUUAAAGAGCGAUUUCAACUGCGAGAGGUUCAGUUUAGCAUGCCUCUAAAUGUAUCGAUAUGCCACUGAAGAGAACCUCCAUUAGUACAAUCAUGCUGAACAGUCAUCGUGGGUCUUGUGACACUUAGGAUCAGUAUCUCUCAAAUGAGCAGAUUAUUGGGGUUUCAAGCUAUAAUAACAAUAACAUCAAUGUCGUUAAUACAAGCUAAAUUAGUUUAAGUUAGCAUCAUCAGAAUUUAGGCAAUAGCUUUAAUGGUCUUUCACCAGAGCAUAUGAUGAUGAGAUGUAAGACUCAGGCUGAAAUGAUUGAGCAGUUGAUUAAAGAUAAAGAAAAACUUUAGACAGGAAAUCCAUCUAAAUUAGAUCAUAACAAAUAGAAUGACUAAGAAUUACAAUCUAUUGAAAAGAGUCUAAGAAAUCUUUAUUAAGUCUUCUGCCCAUAAUAAAGGUACGAGUGUAGUAGUGCAAAGAUAAUCGAAAGAAUUAGAGAAGAGAUGGAUUAAAUGAGAUCAAAGUUAAAUAAGGCAAAUAUCUAUUAAUCCCGAUUUUCUUCCAUCCUUGAUAAAGAUAUAAUGAAAUCUGUCCUUGAACAUGAUUAAAGUAUCUAACUACUCAUUACUGGUUCACCAAGAGAUCGAAGAGAAGAUUAAAAAUAGCAAGCGAGUAAAUUAGUGAAUCUUGAAAAGUAGAUAUCCUAGCUGUAGGUUGAUUUAAACAAUGAAAAACUGAAGUCAUAGUAGUUUAAAACAGCAUUUCACUAAAUUGAGUCAAUUUUCAGAUAAGAAUCUCAAGAAGAAAUGGAACCAGAGUGCAGUGAUUAACUCAUUUUAAAAGAAAUAAAAGAUCUCAAUUAAAAGUACAUUGUUCAGUAUGUUGAAGUAAGUAAAUAAAAUGACCUGCUGAAGUAAUAGAUUGAAAUUCUUAACCAAUAGUACUAAUAAAUUCAAGAAUAAUUAAAGUAACAAGCAUUGUAGCCAAUUUAAUAGCUAUAAAGUACUUAACACAGUUUCCCAAAUAAUGCCAAAAUAAAUUAAUUUAAAAGAAAUACUGCAAUCAAGAAGGUUCAAGGAUUCUUCUAAAAUUAGAUGUCAACUGGACAUAAUUUAAAUCAAUAAUAGCUUGCUUCAGGAGGACCAUCUACUGUUUCUUUAGCUUAUAGCGACAGUACAUGUUCAUCUCACGAUAUACUUUAUAAGUCACAAAAAUAAUCAAUGGCAUAGCUUCAUAAAAUCGAUGAAACUAGUGAAUUUAACUUAAAAAAAUUGAAUGAAUAGGUAAAUAUUUUGGAAAAGGAGAAAUAGCUGCUAAAUUUGGAAUUGAAAUCAAUAAAAGAUAAACAUGAGAAAGAGAUAUCUGAGUUAAAUGUUUUUAAAGAUCUUUAUGAUGAAGAGAAAUAAUUGCUGUAAAAGACAUUACUAGAAUAAGAUGAAUUAAGGAAAAAGUUGCAAGAUCUUUAAGAGUAGUUCAAUAAAAUUAAGAAAAAUGAGGAAAAAGUUAUCGAUGAUUACAAUUAGCUAGUACAGAAGUAUGAAAGCUAAAAGGGUUAACUUAAUGCUCUGCAAUAAUCAUGCCAAGAACUUAAGAAUCUUAUUGAAGAGGAAAGAUAGACUUACAAUGAUGAUAGGGAGCGAUAUGAAGAAGAUUUGAAGAGAGAAAAAUAAUUGACUGAGGCUAAAUAAAAGAUUCUCAAGACAAAACUAAUCCCUCUAUAUGAAGGUUCAGUUGAAUAAACAAAAUAAUUAACAAUAGAAGAUUUGAUUGAUCAUUUGGCAAUGAGAAUCGCAUAAUCAAAUGCCUAAAACAAUUAAGUACAUGGGAGAAGAGUCACAUCAUUAUAAGCAAGACCUUCCUAGGAAACUAUAGAAGCUUCUCAUUAUCCUGGCACAACUAAUAGUGAUUAUGAUUCUAAUGGUCCUCAAGAUUAGAAAAUAGUUACAAGUCACCAACUUCAUCGCAGAUAUUCAUGCCUAAAGCCUUAAAAAGUUAAUUGUUCUAAAGAGGAACCGAUGCUUAUAAACUAAAAUAGUUCUAAUUCUAGAGAGUAGUAUUUCUAAUUGAUGGCAACUAAUAAUAAUUCAAAGGAUUCCCUUCUCAAAACUAGUUUAUUUGGGGUUUAGGAUCCGUUGUAAAUGACUAAGAUAAUUGAGUUAAAUCAAGUUACAAAUCCAAUGACUUAAAAUUCUCAAAUUCAAGGUAAUCAGAGCGACUAGCCAGAAGACUUUAUUAAAUCUAACAUUUCCCCUAUAAAAAAGAAUAAAACUAUAAAUGAUAUUGAAGGCACUUCAAUGGAUUAGCAUAUGGAUUAAAAAGAAAACAGAAUUAUUUCAGUGGAUCAUUUAAGAAUGGCCAGAGAUCAGCGAAGGGUCCUUUAAUCUCAAAAUUUGAACUCCUUUUCAAGUCAGCAUAAUCAGCAAAGCAUGACUAAUUCCUAGUAAAACCACUAAUUAAUUUCACAGUAGAAUAUUUCAAUGAAAUCAUAAUAGGCUCUUUAAGGAUCUUUCUUGAGGAAUAAUUCUAAUCAUCAAAGCAUCAUAUUCCCAAUAAAACAGCUGCCUACAUCAAAUUAAGUAAAAGAGAUGUAACCCUCAUAUUUAUACAAUAAUGCGAUAAAUAAGAGGAAACCAUUACAUCUUCAGAGUCAGCAGCAAUAUGACAUGCCAUUAUAAAUAAAACCAAUUAAUUCUCCACAAGUCUCGUUAACUAGUCAUUUGCAGCCAGUUCAAUAGAAGGAAUUCGUACUUUCACCUAGUACUACUUCUCUCCACUCCACCUUAGUCAAUAAAAGCUAGUUAAACAAAAAUGAGAACCUAAACUCAAUAAUUGAAAGUUUUAGAAGAGAAAAGAAUGUAUUCAAUCAAAAAUUCCUAGAACUGAAGUAAAAGCUUGAGACAUUUAACAACUCACCUCAAAGGCAAUCAAGAGACUAGAGCUCACUUCCAAAAACCAAUACGAUUACUGCAAAUACUUUGGCCUCUGCUUAAUAGAUUGAAAGAUAAAUGACAAUGAGAGCAACUUCUAACAGAGACUAUGUUCCAAAGCAUAGCGAAUAUGGAUUAAGAUUAUAUGAAACAUGCUCAAGCCUUCCAUCUCAACAAACCUCACAUUAGCAAUUAUAAUCAGCAUAAGAAAUGUAUUAAACCACACCAGUAAGACAUAAGCAAAUUAAGAGUGGCUAUGAGUGA